This is a messenger RNA of Desarmillaria tabescens, 1829 nucleotides long. RefSeq lists its product as uncharacterized. The coding region runs from base 37 to 1602 and encodes 521 amino acids. Gene Ontology annotation, cellular component: Cdc73/Paf1 complex. Gene Ontology annotation, molecular function: RNA polymerase II C-terminal domain phosphoserine binding; DNA binding. The record is from RefSeq and is a predicted model, not a curated record. The transcript has 10 exons. NCBI's taxonomy places the organism in Eukaryota, Fungi, Basidiomycota, Agaricomycetes, Agaricales, Physalacriaceae.
AAUAAUUGUUCCCUUUCCCAUUCCUCCACCGUCAUCAUGUCCGACUUUGACGACGAAUUGCUCGAGCUUGUCGAGGCUGGCUCAGACAAGAAACAGAAACGAAAAUCGAAAACAAAGUCUUCAAAGAAACGAAAAGCCGACAUCUCUGACUACGAGAAUGAACCUGAAAGCGAGGAAGAUGAGGAAGAUCCCUAUCCUUUGGAGGGAAAGUAUGUGGAUGCAGCCGACAAGCACAGGCUCAUGCAGAUGUCCGAGAUUGAGCGUGAAGAGAUCAUCACCGGACGAUUAGAAGAUAAGCAGCGCAUGCUGGACAAGCGAGCCAUUUCACGCAUGGUCAAAGACCAGCGUUCUGGUGACAUGGACGGCGUCGCAAGAGCGUCGAAAAGACCACGCCCAUCACGGGGUUUUACGAAGGAGAAGUCACGCAAGCUAGAUGAGCUCAAGGCCAAACGCAGAGCUAAGAGCGACAAGCAACACAAUGAAGGUUCACCUUUCCACGAUGGAUCUUCGUCUGCCAUGGAUAUGGGCACCUCAGAUGAGGAUGACGAGGACGGUCAGAUCAGCAAGACGGAGCAAGAUGGUGAAAAAGACCGUAAAGCCGUCAAAGACGAACAACCCAUCACCAUGGAUGAUCUGGAAAAGUGUCAUCUUACUCGUGCUAUGAUAGCGAAGUACUAUCUAUCGCCGUGGUUUGAAGAAUACGUCAAGAAUACUUGGGUUCGCUAUCUUAUUGGUAGCGAGGACGGCAAGAACAUCUAUCGUAUAUGUCAAGUUAUCAACCUCGGAGCUGACAUAGUCAAACCGUAUAUGGUUGAGAGCACACUGGUCAACCAGACUCUCGAACUUCAACAUGGCGCAUCAAAGAAACUCUGGCAGAUGGACAAAGUAUCUAAUUCUCCGUUCGAACCGAAAGAAUUUCUCCGUCUCAAAAAUACCUGCGAAACUGAACAUGUCAAGCUACCCUCCAAGGGGGAGCUGGAGAGCAAGGAAGCUCGUAUGGUACAUCUGGUUACGCAACCAAAGACCGAGGCGGAUGUUAGUGCUAUCUUGGCUCGCAAGCACCAAAUAUCAGCGGCCAAAUCACAAAACUGGGUUACUCUGGAACGAGCGCGCUUGGUGCAGCAACGUACGCUGGCUCAACGUCGUCUAGAUUAUCAUGAAGUCGCAGAACUGGAUGCGAAAUUGGCUGAAUUCGUCGCUCAAUACGGCGAAGAUGUCGGCAGCCCUCAGAAAAACAGCAGACGUGAGGAAGACGACACAUUAGCCAAACUCAGCGAGAAGAACCGUAAGGCUAACGCUGAGGCCGUCCGCAAAGCCGAAAUUGCGGCGGCCGAACAAAGAAGAAAGGAGAGAAAACGUGCCCUCGCUGGGAAGAGUGGGACUGCUACUCCGACUGAUCCGAGUGCUAGGUUAAAAACUGUUCCACGGACGUUCAACUCUGCCACACCAAUAUCUAGGCCGGGGACUCCUAGCGGGCUUCAGCCUACGCCGAUGACUCCGGAGAGAAAGACCUCGCUGCUUGUUCCUUCGACAAAUGGCAAAGCCAAGACGUUCGAAGCCGAGGUUAUUGAGACGAUGGAAGUAGACCUUGGAGAUUUUUAGAUCCGUAGAAUUGCUUUCGUUGUUUUGCGUAGUACGACAUCUCUAUCAGCCUAUUUAAUUGUCAUGCAUCGUACAACUUGUCGACAUCAUUGCAUCAAUUUAUGGAUUUCUGUUAUCUAGAUGCUGCGUGUUAUGUAGUGUGUAGUGUAGCCUGUAAAAUGUAUGUCGAAUAGCUGCAAUAAAACAUUUUUUGGGUGAUUCUGUGAAGGGCAUUGCUGAGGCAUUCG